AUGUCUUUCCUGUGUUUCAUUGUUGAAAUUUGUAUAGCACUCUUGCUUAUAAGCGAGUGUCAAACAUCGGUUAAAACGCGCAAAUGGAACUAUGAACCCAUAUCGAUCGAAACCAACUCAUCCGACGAGAGUCUAAUAAAAUUAGAUGUCAAGAUUGAGCGCAUUAAUCGCGGAUUGUUUGGACUGACAGCCAAGAUAGACUGGAACUACGAUACGACUGACGAAACCAUGGUCGAGGCCCAUGUCCUUCGAAGCUCCACGGGGGAUGCCAGCGAUUACAAGCUGCUUCCUUGGGCCAUUCCCAAGCAAUCGCUUUACGACCAUCUGAACACCUAUUACAAGGAUGUGUCAAUGAAGAACUUUAAGCACUGCUCCAAUAUUCCGCAAUUCGAGGGAAAGUUUCAACCGCCAUUGCCAAAGAAGACUUAUUUCGGCAACAAAUGCGUGAUCGACGGCGAUGGGUUGCCAGAUAUUGUUCCUUCCGGAUUCUACUUGAUUAUAAUAAAAUGCUACGGACCAAAUCAACCCACAUGGAGCUCCUCCUCAGUUUUUAAAAUAACACAAAAAUUAAUGUAA
Molecule: messenger RNA, 576 nt
Organism: Drosophila erecta
Lineage: Eukaryota; Metazoa; Arthropoda; Insecta; Diptera; Drosophilidae
Exons: 3
Coding region: 1-576 (191 amino acids)
Source: RefSeq, a predicted model, not a curated record